AUGGCCUCCGUAGCAAUAGACAGAAUCACCGCCGACGGCGUCAACGUCUUCUACCGCCAUGCUGGCCCCGUAGACGCGCCAGUCAUCCUACUCCUGCACGGGUACCCAGCAUCCUCCUUCAUGUUCCGCAACCUCAUCCCCCUGCUAGCCCUUUCCUACCGCGUCAUCGCCCCCGACCUCCCAGGCUACGGGUUCACCGAAGUGCCCGCCGAGCGCGAGUACCAGUACACCUUCGCCAACCUAGCCGCCACAGUCGGCGCCUUCGUCGACGCCCUGCACCUCACGCGCUUCGCCAUCUACAUCUUCGACUACGGCGCGCCCACCGGCCUGCGCCUCGCCCUCAGCCGCCCCCACGCCGUCUCCGCCAUCAUCACCCAGAACGGCAACGCCUACGCCGACGGCUUCGGCGAAGCCUUCUGGGCGCCCGUGAAGCGCUACUGGGAGACCGGCUCCCCCGCCGACCGCGACGCCCUGCGCCCCGCCCUCACGCUCGCCGCCACCCGGAGCCAGUACCUCGACGGCUCGCCGCACCCAAAGGCCGUCGCGCCCGAGGCCUACCACCUCGACCAGGCGCUGCUCGACCGCCCCGGCAACAGGGACGUCCAGCUCGACCUGCUGUACGACUACCGCACCAACGUCGCGCUGUACCCGGCGUUCCAGGAGUAUUUCCGCCAGUCCGGCGUCCCGAUCCUCGCGGUGUGGGGGAGGAAUGAUGAGAUCUUUGUGCCGCGGGGGGCGGAGGCGUUCGGGAGGGAUGCGCGGAGGUUUGAGCUGAGGUUUUUGGACGCGGGACACUUUGCGCUGGAGACGAAUGAGAGGGCGGUGGCGAGCUUGAUUGAUGGGUUCGUGAGGAGGUAUGUUGGAGAGGGGUCGGGGUAG
Messenger RNA from Hypoxylon fragiforme, 879 nucleotides. Its product is annotated as alpha/beta-hydrolase. The transcript has a single exon. Gene Ontology annotation, molecular function: epoxide hydrolase activity. Lineage: Eukaryota; Fungi; Ascomycota; Sordariomycetes; Xylariales; Hypoxylaceae. Bases 1 to 879 code for a protein of 292 amino acids. The record is from RefSeq and is a predicted model, not a curated record.